GGAUGUCCAUUCAGUAUGAUGAGCCUGCGCUAACAGAGAGUUACGAUGUUGUGGGGUCAUUUCCUAAAAGUUUUGGCUACGGGGUGGAGGAGCCAGACAUGGAGGAGAGCUCCACCUCAGCUGACAAACCGAGGAUACUGCUGAUGGGACUGAGGCGGAGUGGCAAGUCUUCUAUUCAGAAGGUUGUUUUCCACAAGAUGUCACCCAACGAAACACUGUUUCUAGAGAGCACCAACAAAAUCUACAAGGACGACAUCUCCAGCACCUCCUUUGUCAACUUCCAGAUCUGGGACUUUCCUGGCCAGGUGGACUUCUUCGACCCCUCGUUUGACAGCGAGAUGAUCUUUAACGGGACCGGCGCUUUGAUCUUUGUCAUUGAUGCUCAGGAUGACUACGUCGAGGCCCUCGGGCGGUUACAUCUCACCGUAUCCAGAGCCUACAAAGUGAAUCCAGACAUCAACUUUGAGGUGUUCAUCCAUAAAGUAGACGGUCUGUCAGACGACCACAAAAUAGAGACACAAAGAGACAUUCAUCAGCGGGCCAACGAUGAUCUUGCCGACGCCGGUCUGGAGAAGCUUCACCUCAGCUUCUACCUAACCAGCAUCUACGACCACUCCAUAUUUGAGGCCUUCAGUAAAGUUGUCCAGAAGCUCAUUCCUCAGUUACCAACGUUGGAGAACCUUUUGAACAUUUUCAUAUCGCACUCUGGGAUCGAGAAAGCGUUCCUGUUUGAUGUUGUUAGCAAGAUUUACAUCGCCACAGACAGUUCUCCUGUGGACAUGCAGUCCUACGAACUCUGCUGUGAUAUGAUAGAUGUUGUCAUUGAUGUCUCCUGCAUAUACGGGCUGAUGGCGGAUGGUAGUGGCUGUGCCUAUGACAAGGAGUCUAUGGCAAUCAUCAAGCUCAACAACACCACAGUGCUUUAUUUGAAAGAGGUCACUAAGUUCCUCGCUCUCGUCUGCAUCCUCAGAGAGGAGAGCUUUGAGAGGAAAGGUUUGAUAGAGUACAACUUCCAUUGUUUUCGAAAAGCCAUCCACGAAGUGUUUGAAGUUGGCAACCCACCACAAGACGUCCGCUCCUCCAGCAACAACCUGACAGGCCUAAAGUACGCGGGGCUGAACGGAAGUGCUGUUUAGAGGGCAGAAGGUGUGUGUGUUAUUCUUUAAUUAACCUGGAGAGCUCUGCGACUUGGAGGGAUCACAUGAAAGCGCACAUGCCUCCUGUCAAACACACAUUGCCUUACUGUGUGCAACUGAAUGUGAAUCAGUUAGAGCUGAUGAACUGAGCUUACGCCAAAAAACAACAAAAAACAAAAUAGUGGUUCCUUCUUUCCGCACAUUUAUCGGUAUUUAAAUGUCAGCUGUGUUUACCUUCUUGGCCAGUUUAUUCUGUGUACUCUGCAACAUUUAAAUAUACUCCUAAGAGCCUUCUGAUCCAGUUUAAGCACUUACCGUCAAUAUGAACAAAAAGCUCCAUUGAGUGAAGCUAAAACUGAAUUUCCACAAACUAUAAUCAACAGUACAAACUUCUUUCAUGUUCCUGCUCAUUAAACUUUGAAAUAUUAAGUCAUGUAAGUGGAUCUAAUAGCCAGUAUGAAAAAGAAAGCACAGUGUUUGUCCUUAUGUGUUUCUUCUGUUGAUAAUGACUCAUGUGACCAGCGGCCGGAGCUCUGCUCAGGAUCCCCGUCAGACCAGUACUGUGCCAGUUACACCAUUAGAGCCUUGGUUUAAUAACAGCAUGUUGGUUUUAAUGGAGUCUGGAAAUAAUAGAUGAUGCUUUUCACACGGACAAACCUGCCACGUCUGCGACGCUCAACUUUUUGUAGCUUGUGAUGAACGUUUUGACCAAAUUUGCUUUACAGGGACUCAGUUUGUAGCGGUUUGUUUUGCUUUCUUGGUGCAAGCCUUGAAUAAUAUUUCAGGGAUUUAUAAUUAUUGUACAUAAUUCUUUAAUAAAAUAUGU
Molecule: messenger RNA, 1962 nt
Organism: Anoplopoma fimbria (sablefish)
Lineage: Eukaryota; Metazoa; Chordata; Actinopteri; Perciformes; Anoplopomatidae
Gene: rragcb
Product: Ras-related GTP binding Cb
Exons: 7
Coding region: 3-1136 (377 amino acids)
Biological process (GO): cellular response to starvation; positive regulation of TOR signaling; cellular response to amino acid stimulus
Cellular component (GO): Gtr1-Gtr2 GTPase complex; lysosome; nucleus
Molecular function (GO): GTP binding; GTPase activity
Source: RefSeq, a predicted model, not a curated record